UAUUCGUAACCAACUUCAUGCAGCUCAGCUGUUCGACAUAUUGUCUGUGUGAUGUAGUAUAAUCCAUCAGAUUAUCAGCACCGAAGGAUCGAUCCGAGGAAGCUUAAAACGAUGCCUUUCGGGUUAGUUUCGGCUUGGAACAAGCGACGGAGAAGCAAAUCUCAGGAUCAUACUGACCCAUGGGUUUAUAAGCCAGUUGAGUGCUGGCAAAUUGAAGAAAACCAAAUUCCCAGGCCUGUAAAGAGACGACAGGGAUCAUCGGUUUUCACGCUCAAGGAGAUGGAGGAAGCGACGGGUUGUUUCAGUGAUGAGAAUCUGCUUGGGAAAGGAGGGUUUGGCCGAGUUUAUAAGGGCACUCUUAGAUCAGGAGAGGUUGUUGCAAUCAAGAAAAUGGAUCUUCCGGCAUUCAAAGAAGCCGAAGGAGAACGCGAGUUCCGCGUAGAAGUCGAUAUCUUAAGCCGACUUGACCACCCGAAUCUGGUGUCGUUGAUAGGUUACUGUGCAGACGGAAAACACCGGUUUCUAGUCUACGAAUACCUGCAGAAAGGGAACCUGCAAGAUCAUCUAAAUGGUAUCGGUGAAACGAAGAUGGAUUGGCCUUCCAGGCUGAAGGUGGCGAUCGGAGCAGCUAGAGGGCUUGCUUAUUUACAUUCCAGUUCUGCUGUUGGGAUCCCCAUUGUUCAUAGGGAUUUCAAGUCUACCAAUGUUCUUCUCGAUGCCAACUUUGAAGCCAAGAUAUCUGAUUUUGGACUAGCCAAACUGAUGCCAGAGGGUCGCGACAUUUAUGUUACGGCAAGAGUUCUUGGUACAUUUGGUUAUUUCGAUCCUGAAUAUACUUCGACGGGGAAAUUAACUUUACGAAGUGAUGUUUAUGCAUUCGGAGUGGUUCUUUUAGAGCUUUUGACCGGACGUAGAGCUAUUGACAUAAACCAAGGACCGAAUGAUCAAAACCUUGUCCUUCAAGUUAGGCACAUAUUGAAUGACCGGAAGAAGUUACGAAAGGUGGUCGAUCCGGAGAUGGCUCAGAAUUCAUACACCAUUGAAUCCAUAGCUAUGUUUGCAAACUUGGCGUCCCGAUGUGUCCGUGCCGAGAGCGGAGAGCGGCCGUCGAUGCCAGAAUGCGUGAGGGAACUCCAACUGGUUUUCUGCACAAAUGCAAAAGGCCUGGGCAUGGGUUUUAAGAUGCGUUAGGAGUUUAAAGAGUUGAGAGAAAAUUGUAUCAUAUCAACAAUAAGGAUGCUCUGAAUUAUGUGUAAAUCAUUACUACGAUCCCAAUUCGAUAAGAACGAUUAAGAAAAUCAAGUAGAAGUUGUAGACACUUAAUUUUGUCCAGAGUCAUUAUCGAAAUGAUAAUAUAUCUUAAUAUGUGUAGGCCUAAUCUUGAAUCACCUGUUUGUUUGCUGAUGGUUUUGCCUAUUGCAACUAAUCCUAUGCAAUGCAUAGUUUGUAUAAACAUUGUGAAAUAAAUUAAACUGUGAGCAAGUUUGCAUAUUUAGUC
Molecule: messenger RNA, 1498 nt
Organism: Hibiscus syriacus
Lineage: Eukaryota; Viridiplantae; Streptophyta; Magnoliopsida; Malvales; Malvaceae
Product: probable serine/threonine-protein kinase PBL28
Exons: 7
Coding region: 112-1191 (359 amino acids)
Biological process (GO): protein phosphorylation
Molecular function (GO): protein kinase activity; ATP binding
Source: RefSeq, a predicted model, not a curated record